Staurois parvus is the source of this 573-nucleotide messenger RNA. The record is from the annotation of a GenBank genome assembly. Lineage: Eukaryota; Metazoa; Chordata; Amphibia; Anura; Ranidae.
AUGGAGGCUCAUGAAGAGGCCGUGCCUGAGGCUCCCCAGGAGGCAAUGGAGGUCAAUCCAGAAUAUCUGAAACAGCUGAAAGAUCUCGAUAUUCCGGAAGAAGAGGCGAAGAAGGCUCUCAUUCUCACCGGGAACAUCUCUGCUGAGGAGGCUGCCAUGUUUUACUUUGAAAGCUUAGAAAACCACAAUCUGUAUGCAGAUGAAGAUGAAAUGUAUUACAAAAUGGUCUUUGUGGUGAACAUGGAGCUUCCUAUGGGGGUAGGGAAGGUUGCAGCACAGGUUGGGCAUGCAGCAAUUGGUUUUUUAUAUCAACUUCUCUUGAAGGAUUCUAAGAGCAAGGAGAUGGCUGAUAAAUGGGAUGUGUUUGGGGCUAAGAAGGUUGUCCUCCAAGGUGCAAACGCAGCUCACCUAAUGCAGCUACAAGCUCUGGCGAUAAGUUUGGAUCUUCCAACCUACCUGGUGCAGGAUGCUGGCAGGACUCAGAUUGCAGCAGGUUCACACACCAUCCUUGGCAUCAUAGGCGAAGAAGAGAACGUGAAUAAAGUAACUGGAAAAUUGAAAUUACUGAACUGA